Messenger RNA from Pectinophora gossypiella (pink bollworm), 2233 nucleotides. Its product is annotated as phosducin-like protein. Gene Ontology annotation, biological process: regulation of G protein-coupled receptor signaling pathway. Lineage: Eukaryota; Metazoa; Arthropoda; Insecta; Lepidoptera; Gelechiidae. The record is from RefSeq and is a predicted model, not a curated record. The transcript has a single exon. Bases 210 to 1019 code for a protein of 269 amino acids.
AAACAAACGAAACAAAACGUGUACCUACUACGAGCGAAACGAAAUAACUGAAAUUUAAUUACUGACUUGACGAGUUGACGACUGACAAUUAAUUUGUGGUUUAGUUGCGUGUUGGUUGUGUUUAUUUAGGUUUAUGUUUUUUCUGAUAAUUCAGGACAGAAAUAGAGCAGUUUACUCACAAGUCUCGAGAGUGACGAUUGUGCGUUGAAAUGGCUACGUUAGAUGAUAAAAUCUUGGGUGAAAAACUACACAACUACUGUAGUAGCAGCGAAGAUGAGGGAGGAUCCGAUUAUGAAGAUAGUAGGAGUGGAGAUGAGGAAGGUAACCCGCCGUCGUCUAAUAUUCCGAAAGCGGAACCAGCCCCACUCAAUAAUUGGUCGGGAACCGCGAGUAACACAGGUCCGAAAGGUGUGAUUGAAGACUGGAGGAGAUUCAAACAGUUAGAAGCGGAAAAUCGCCGAGAACAGGAAAAAGAACGUGUCGCUUUGGCGAAAAAAUUGACCAUGACCGUUAAAACGGAACGUGAAGAGGCUGAGGCUAAACAAAUUGAGGAAUUAGAAGAUGAACUUGGUGAGUUGAUGAACGACGAAUUCCUUCUGCAGUACCAGAAGAAACGAAUGCAGGAGCUUAUGGAACAGUUACAGAAGGCCCCCAAGUUUGGCAAGGUAAUAACCUUGAAAUCACAGGAUGAGUUUUUGGAUGCUAUUGAUAAGGAAGAUCAGAGAGUUGCUGUCAUCAUUCAUAUUUUUAAUGAGAAAAAGCGAGCUUGCGAGACCAUGGACGGCUGUCUGAAUGUCCUUGCUGCUGAUUACCCAACAAUAAAGUUCUGUCGUAUAGCUGCCGAUAUAACAGGAUUAAGUCGGCACUUCCGUGUUGAAGGUGUGCCUGCAAUAUUGGUUUAUAAAGGAGGCCAAAUAAUUGGGAACUUUGUACAGUUGGUUACAGAGUUGGGCAAUGAUUUCUUUGCCACUGAUGUGGAGCGCUUCCUUAUAGAAUAUGGCAUGUUACCUGCGAAGUAGUACAAUUCAUAUUGUCCUUAUUUUCAUAGCAAAAGUGACCUAAGUAUUGCUUUGUGAGGUUUGAUCUCAGUGCCUAUGGGUUAUUUCACUGUAUGAGAUUGAAUUUCUUAUAGUAAUAAUUAUUAUAGUAGAACAGAAGAUUUUAUAGGCAAUAUAAGUAUUUUAAAUCAAAUAAUGAUUUUAAACUAAUUGGCAAUUUAAAGCCUUUAUUAUAUGCUAAAAUCUUGUAUGCAAUACAAUAAAACUCUUGUAUCUAUUAUACCAGUUUUACAUGUAAGAUUCAUAAGCAUUUAAGAUCAAUAAUUUAUUACCUCAUCAAGUUAUGUAAAUAACAUUAAUGCAUUUCAUAUUACUGACUGUUCAAAUUAUAAUUUAGUGUAACAAAAAAGUUGAUGUAUAUUGCUUUACAAGUAUGUUAUGGAAAUCUAAUCUUUUCAUUAGUGAAGAAACUGCAUUCUGUGAAAGUUGGCCUUUUUGCUGGAUUUCACCAUCUUUGUAGGUAUCUAGGCAUGAUUAGGUGUUUUAUGAGGUCAUAAUAUUUAAUCUCUGUAGGAUGAAAUUGUGCUCCUAUAAUCCUACAUAAUAUUAUCUGUAAUGUAAUGACUUAGAUGGAUUAACCUUAACCCAGUGAAUGUUAUGAUUUAUAUUUUUAGAAUAUCAGAUCUAUUCAAAAUAAUGUUCGUCACUUGCAUGUCUUACUUGCAAGUGCCUAAUGUUACAAAAACUCCAAAAACGCAAGGUUUGUAUGAUGGGUUAUGAUAUAAUUUAUCAAUUCACACUUCUUGGCUCGGAAAGGAGCAGGCAAUAAUUAUGGCAGUAGUCACGUGCAGUAAAGCAGGCAAGAAAUGUAUAAGUCCUAUUCAGUAAAAGUAGACUUAAUGACCCAUAACAAUGGGAAAUAUUCCCAGAAGACAAUGGUCCAUUCCGUAAGACUACCUUUGGUUUUAGGAAGUAGUUUAUAGAUUUUAUAGGUAAAGAUAACUGCCAUUUUGGUGUUGAUUCUAUAGUUUUUUUAAGUUAGUAACUUUUGUUGUGAAAUGGAAUAAAGCUUAUUUUAUUUUUGUGUACUUAUAAAUGUGUAUGUGUGUGCUAACAAAGUUUUGUAAAAUGUGUUAACUUUCAAACCCAAAGCGUAAUUUCCGCCUAGUGUUUGUCUGGUGCUAUGUCCAUUCAUUGUAUGAACAUGUGACUAAUAAAAUUUUGAAAGUUCUAAA